This is a messenger RNA of Dichotomopilus funicola, 1713 nucleotides long. RefSeq names its product isocitrate lyase. Bases 1 to 1713 code for a protein of 570 amino acids. Gene Ontology annotation, molecular function: isocitrate lyase activity; methylisocitrate lyase activity. The record is from RefSeq and is a predicted model, not a curated record. The transcript has a single exon. Gene Ontology annotation, cellular component: mitochondrial matrix. Lineage: Eukaryota; Fungi; Ascomycota; Sordariomycetes; Sordariales; Chaetomiaceae.
AUGGCCUCCUCCCUCCCACCUCUUGACCCCUCCCUCCCGUCCACGGCACCCUCCAAAUCCUACCAGCUCCUCCCCGAAACCCAGAAGGCCGGCGCCGCUGAGGAUGCGCUCCACCAGCAGCAAGUAAAGGAAGUCGAGGCAUGGUGGGCCUCGCCGCGGUAUACCGGCAUCAAGCGUGACUGGACAGCCGCCGACGUCGUCAGCAAGCGCGGCUCGCUGCAGCAGUCAUACCCGAGCUCCGUCAUGGCCCGCAAGCUCUGGAACCUAGUGCGCGAGCGCGAGGCCGCAGGUGCACCAAUCCACACGCUCGGCGCGAUCGACCCCAUCCAAAUGACGCAGCAGGCGCCGCACCAGGAAGUGCUGUACAUCUCCGGGUGGGCGUGCUCGUCGCUGCUGACGACGACCAAUGAGGUGUCGCCCGACUUCGGCGACUACCCUUACAACACCGUGCCGAACCAGGUGCAGCGCAUGUUCAAGGCGCAGAGCAUGCACGAUCGGAAGCAGUGGCACUUGCGGCAGUCCCAGCUGAAGACGCCUGAGGAUCGCGCGAAGACGCCGUAUGUGGAUUACUUCCGCCCGAUCAUCGCCGACGGCGACACCGGCCACGGCGGCCUGACGGCGGUGAUGAAGCUGGCCAAGCUGUUUGCGGAGAACGGCGCCGCGGCGGUGCACUUCGAGGACCAGAUGCACGGCGGCAAGAAGUGCGGCCACCUGGCGGGGAAAGUGCUGGUUCCCACGGGGGAGCACAUCAACCGGCUCAAAGCCGCGCGGUUCCAGUGGGACGUCAUGGGCACCGAGAACUUGGUCAUCGCUCGCACCGACUCGGAGAGCGGCAAGCUGCUGUCGUCGUCCAUCGACGUGCGCGACCACGAGUACAUCCUCGGCGUAGCCGACCCGGCCGUGGAAUCCCUCGCCGAGACCCUAGCCUCCAUGGAAUCCCGCGGAGCCACAGGCGCCGAAAUCGACACCUUCGAAGCACAAUGGGUGAAAUCCACCAAACUCGUCACCUUCGACGAGGCCGCCGCGGCACACUUCCAAACCCACCGCGUCAGCCCCGACCGCGUCGCAGCCACCUACACCAGCGCCGUAACCGCCGAUCGCGACAUGGGCAUCACCGCCCGCCGCAAACUCGCCGAGUCCCUCACCCCGGGCCAGCCCGUGUACUGGAACUGGGACGUCCCGCGCACGCGUGAAGGGUUCUACCACUUCCGCGCGGGCAUGGAGGCCGCCACGAAGCGGGCGUUGGCAUUCGCGCCCUACGCCGACAUGCUCUGGGUCGAGACGGGGGAUCCCAACGUGCAGGUGUGCACUGACCUUGGUCGGGCGGUGCGGUCGCGGUACCCGGGGAAGGCGUUGGUGUAUAACUUGUCGCCGUCGUUUAACUGGAUGGCGCAUGGGUUUACGCCGGAGACGCUGAAGGGUUUCAUUUGGGAUAUUGCACGGGAAGGGUUUGUGCUGCAGUUGGUGAGCUUGGCCGGGUUGCAUAGCACGGCGACGAUUAGCUCGGAGCUGGCGAGGAGGUUUAAGGGGGAGGGGAUGGCGGCGUAUGUGGAGCUGGUGCAGAAGCGGGAGAAAGAGUUGGGGGUGGAUGUGUUAACGCAUCAGAAGUGGUCGGGAGCGAACUAUGUGGAUGCUGUGUUGGGGCAUAUUCAGAGUGGAAGUUCGGGGAGCAAGAGUAUGGGGGAGGGGAAUACCGAGGGGCAGUUUGUGUGA